GGUUUUCCGGCGCUACGCGCCGGAUUCGUAUAUUUUAUUCUUAAAUAAAUUUACAAUCUUAAGAAAAUUUGUUCAAAAAUAUGAAGAUGAUUUUUUUUUUGAAAGAAAAUGAUUUUUUUUCCGAUCCAUCUAUUUGAUAGUAAUUAUCGACUGUAGUGUAUUAUUUUGUUUUGAAGUUACUUAUUUUCAUUUUUCAUAUGUGUUAUGUUUUUUUUGGUGACUUGUGUUUGUGUCUGGGAAGGAAAUGCCACAUGGGUUACCGUCGAAGAAAAUAUACCAGAUUCAAAAACGAAGAAGUUGAAGGUUAGAGAGGGUCGAACAGUUACGAACUUAGGGAUUGAGCAAAGUGAUGAGACGGAGUUUAAAGAAACAGAGCUUGGUACACUGAUUUGUAAUAGAAAUCCAUCUUUCACCUUGUUGAAUUUUCUUCUCGGAGUUCAGAAAACCAUUGAAGAUGUCUUCUAUUCAGUUAACAAGGAAAGGAGUAUCACAUUAUGGUUCUAUUGCAAGGAUGAUCCAUGCACCCAAAAGUGUGCCCAAGUGUUCAACGAUUUAAAAGACCAGAAUCCUCGUAGCAGUCUCAGGAUUGUGCCUAUAUCGCCACCCAAAUUUAAAGAGGCAAAGAUGAUUGAAAAUAAUCCCGCAAUCAUCAUCACGUUCAAGGCGAAAGCAAUCUUCACUGACACGAACUCCUUGGUGCGCGGCCAAAAGUCGAAAGCAAUCUCCAAGACGAACUCCUUGGUGCGCGACCAAGAGUGGACAAUGGAAUGGAAAGAGGAGGAACUAAAGUGGAAGCUAGUCCAUGUGUCUGAAUUUUAA
Raphanus sativus (radish) is the source of this 819-nucleotide messenger RNA. RefSeq lists its product as uncharacterized. The record is from RefSeq and is a predicted model, not a curated record. Lineage: Eukaryota; Viridiplantae; Streptophyta; Magnoliopsida; Brassicales; Brassicaceae. The transcript is spliced from 6 exons. The coding region runs from base 205 to 819 and encodes 204 amino acids.